This is a messenger RNA of Leptopilina boulardi, 1238 nucleotides long. RefSeq names its product putative odorant receptor 85d. Gene Ontology annotation, molecular function: odorant binding; olfactory receptor activity. Bases 114 to 1169 code for a protein of 351 amino acids. Lineage: Eukaryota; Metazoa; Arthropoda; Insecta; Hymenoptera; Figitidae. The transcript is spliced from 9 exons. Gene Ontology annotation, biological process: detection of chemical stimulus involved in sensory perception of smell; sensory perception of smell. Gene Ontology annotation, cellular component: plasma membrane. The record is from RefSeq and is a predicted model, not a curated record.
UAAUACAAAGUUCUUAUUAUAAAUUAAAUUAUAAAAUUUUACGUACACUUGGACAAUGGCCAUAUCUUAAUAAAUCAGAAAAAAUAAUCAAAAUUUCAGCGAUUUUACUUUGUAUGCUAUCAUUAAAUAUUCCUAUGUUUUUGGGUCUUUUUAAAUCUCUAGGCAAUUUAAAUUUAACAAUGGAAUGUAUUUCUCCAUUACUCAUUAUUAAUAUGUGCAUUUUAAUGUGUUUAAAUUCUAUAAAUAUGGAUAAAAAGUUAUCGAUUAUAUUGGAGAAAAUAGAAAAAGAUUGGCUAAUAUGGUCGACAGAACCAGAAAUUGAAAUUUUGAAAAAACAUGCACAAGAUGGGAAAAAAUUUCGUAUAAUCUAUUUUGCAUUCAUGAUGGGAUUAUUGAUUAGUUUCUUAUUCAUGCCGGUAUUACCAAAAAUUUUGGACUGGAUUCAACCACUUAAUGAAUCAAGAGAACUUCCUCCAAUUCUUUUUACAGAUUAUAGAUUUUUCAAUGAGGAAAAUUAUUAUUUUCUUAUUUUUCUACAUAAUUAUAUAGGUACAUUUUGGGCAAUGCUAAUAAUGAUAAAUACUGAAAUGAUAUUUAUGAUUUGUACUCAACAUGCCUGCGCAAUUCUUGAAGCAGUGGGGACAAAAUUGACGAAUCUUGUAAAUAAUCAAUGCACGCCACAGCGAAAUAAAAAUUUUAAAAAGAAAAUUGAUUACGAUAUUAUUUUUUGUGUUAAACAGCACAAAAAAUUGAUUACAUUCAUAGAGGAUAUUCAUAAAUGUUUUUCAAUUAUAUUUUUGAUACUAGUUGGUUUCAAUAUAUUAAGUAUAAGUGUAACAUUAGUUCAGGUAUCAAUGAAAGUCGAUAAUCCUACAGAAACUUUUAGAUUUUUUACUGAAACAUUAGGACAAGCUAUUCAUAUAUUUUAUCUCACUGUACCAUGUCAACAAUUAAUUGACAACAGUAUGAGUCUUACUGAUUCAGUAUACAAAUCAAAUUGGUAUUUAUUACCUAUACACUCUCGAAAAUCAUUACUGAUGAUUAUGAGAAGAAGUUCAGAGCCACUUGAAUUUAUGGUUGGAAAAAUAUAUACAUAUUCAAUGAGAAAUUUUGGAAUGGUGAUAAAAACUUCAAUUUCUUAUUUUACCGUUCUUGUCUCUCUACAAUAAAAUAUUAACUCUUUAUACCUCAUUGUACUCUAAUACCUUAACUAUUAUCUUAAAAUAAAAUAAUUUUUA